AUACUGUUUUUCAGCCUCUUUAACAUCUGUUAGCAUUUUGGCAGCCACAGAAGAAAACAGCGAAACUCCAAAGUUGAGGGGAAUCAAACGUAGAACAAUGGCCAAGACACUGAUGGUGCGUCCGUACGUUGUUACAUCCUCGUCACGCGGGGCAAGCAGGCUCUUCCUCCGACAAGCUCAGCCACCGAAAUCCUUUGUGUCCGCGGUUUUAUUGAAUAGAAGUAUGCACGCCGGGUGUACUAAACUCCACGCUCCUAGAAAUUGUAUUGGAGAAGGUUAUGCUCAUGGAAGGUCAUCUGGGUUCAGGUUCGUGCCGGUGGAUGGUCGGAGGUUCAGCACAAGAGCCACGCAUGUGAACGAUGUUGGGUCCAUAGACUCCCCACUCAGGCAGUCGAUGGAGAAAAAGAUCAAGGAAGAUCUCAACGCAGAGUCAGUCACUGUAAAAGAUGCUCAUGGCGAUGGUCGGCAUGUCAGCAUUGAUGUUGUCUCUUCAGCCUUUGAGGGACAAUCAGCUGUUAACAGACAGAGGAUGGUGUACAAAGCCAUUUGGGAGGAGCUUCAGAGCACAGUGCAUGCAGUUGACCAAAUGACUACCCAAACUCCCACUGAAGCAGCUGCUGAAAAGUAAUGAAGCCUUAAGAAAAGCUUAGUCUGAGGCCAGAUUCUCUUUAACGGAUUUCCUGGUUGUGGACUUAUAAUAAAACUCUCUGCCUCAGCUCCCUGUUGCAGUCACUGGCUUCAUCUGAACUCCAUUUAUUUGAACAGCUUGCAUUUGACAGGACUCGUUGCUAUGGUAAUUGUGAGUCUCCCAGAAUGGGGGUGGUGACUGGAGAUUCACCCCCAGUUUUGUUUUUGGUAUUUUUUUUUUUUAACCUUUUUUAUUUUGUUGUUUUAAAAUCCUGUGCAUCUUUGAAGUUAAACAAUUACUAAAGAUUGUUUC
This is a messenger RNA of Juglans microcarpa x Juglans regia, 940 nucleotides long. RefSeq names its product protein BOLA4, chloroplastic/mitochondrial-like. The record is from RefSeq and is a predicted model, not a curated record. Lineage: Eukaryota; Viridiplantae; Streptophyta; Magnoliopsida; Fagales; Juglandaceae. Bases 98 to 628 code for a protein of 176 amino acids. The transcript has 3 exons.